UGCUUUGGUUAUAUUAUUCCACUUUCAGUAGUCGAAAGUCGGAAGAAGUUGUUUGAGUGGAGAUCCAACGUCAUGAUAUUCGUUAAUGGUGCUCCUUUUGAUACCGACACUUCAUCUUCGAAGUGAAUAGGUAAUAGACCAUAAGAUAUUUUCCUACAGGAAAAUGGUACCCUUCUUGCUUUGAUGAACCACCCUACACUGGUAUCUGCUACAAAGUCAUUCAAGGCUAUUCCAGAGAGGAAAUUUAAAAUUCCUGAAGAGUCUGGCCCAGAGAGAUCAGAAAAAUGUAAAUGGGUCUAUUUGUUCCAAAGAGAAUAUGCAACUGCAGAUCCAGCACUGGUUGAUUUUAUUGGAACUGAUGAAGCAACGACCUGUGUCAGCUUUACUAUUAGGAAUCGGAAAAGUGGAAUAACCUCAGUUGCUCAUAUGGAUUCCCCAAAUAUUGUGGAUAACGGCCUCAACCAGAUGCUUUCAUCAUUUAUUGAUCACUGUUCGGAUGAUAAUCUAGAUGUGCAUAUGGUUGGUAGUUUUGAAGAUGUUUCUCCUGAUCAUGGUAGUGAUAGCUCUGGCUCUGAAAGUGAUGGAAAUUUGGAUGGUUACUCCUUCUCGUUGUGUUCCAAAAUUAUUGAAAUUUUGAUAAUGAGAGAGGAGAAAUUUCACUUUCAAACUCUAUGCGUCCUUGCACAUAACACCAGGAGGGAUUCCGAAGGAAAUGCAUGCCCCAUUUUUAAUGGUCUUGCGGUAGAAAUGUCAACUGGAUCAGUGAUCCCAGCCAGCUUUGAUACGACUUCAAGAUGUCCUGAUGAAAUUGUCAGGAGAAUUCGUGUUACUGCAUCUUAUGAAGAUCAUCAAUGGGAUGGGAAGUUGCUGGAAACAUAUAAUACUCGAACUGAUAGAUUUGAGAUCGCUCCAUGUCGCUGGACUUGGCGUCAAGAAAGAAUUGCUAGAAGAUUGAGAGAUCUGUCUGAUUCUGAGGUCCUCCAUAUAUGUUCUACUUCACCUUCUGCCGAGGCUCCAGAUUUUGUUACGAACGAAAGAAGGAAGUGGGAAUACUUGAUUCAACACCCGGACUGGAAAGAAACAUUUCCCAUGGAGCAGCCACGUGUAUUUGAGAGGACUGCUGAUGGAGAUUGGAAAAUGUGCUAAUCACCAUUUCUCUGUAUCAUCUACUCAAAUACACAUAUUUUUAAUGUUUGGUUGUUUGACUCAGGUUGACAUGACAUUGUUGUUGAAUUCUCCAUGAUUUUUUUUACCCAUAUAGAAAACUUAAAUAGUAUUAUUGAGAAUAAGAAGAAUGUUAUCCAAGAUGGGUUACUCAAACA
This is a messenger RNA of Humulus lupulus (European hop), 1322 nucleotides long. RefSeq names its product protein N-terminal asparagine amidohydrolase. The record is from RefSeq and is a predicted model, not a curated record. Gene Ontology annotation, cellular component: nucleus. Lineage: Eukaryota; Viridiplantae; Streptophyta; Magnoliopsida; Rosales; Cannabaceae. The transcript is spliced from 9 exons. Gene Ontology annotation, biological process: ubiquitin-dependent protein catabolic process. Bases 184 to 1146 code for a protein of 320 amino acids. Gene Ontology annotation, molecular function: protein-N-terminal asparagine amidohydrolase activity.